ACAAAUUGGAGUUCAUGUUUACUACCUAGUUUUAUGACCACCUUUUUUGACAGAGUAUGGCUUCAGGACAAAGAAAGCGACCUGCCCGUAUUCCACCGCACAAAGUGGCAAAGAAUUGGUGUGUCUUGGGCAAAGACCAGAGUGGAUUUACCAAGACAUUUAUCAAAGAUGAUAUAGGAUAUGGCCUUGUGACCACAAGACCCUUUUUCAAGGGAAACUUUCUUCUGGAGUACCGUGGAGAUCUGACCAUUGCUCCUGAUGAAGAUGAAGAGAAUGUGGACUAUGUUUUCCAUUUUUCUCACAAUAAUACAAAGUAUCGUAUUGAUGCGUCAGAGGAAGAUUCAUGCCUGGCAAGGUGGGUGAAUGACGAUCACAUCCACCCAAACUGUGUAAUUAAGAAAGUCACAUUCAACCAGUCAAGUGGUUCUAGCCUUCCACAUCUGUGCUUAUUUGCAUUAGUGGAUAUUAGACCUGGUGCUGAAUUGAGAUACGAUUAUGGCGUUGACAACUUACCAUGGCGACAGGAGGAUGCUGCCAGACAGAGGGAACGUGAGACGGCAGAGCAAUUGGUGAAUACAGCAGAACGGAAACGUUUGAGAGAGGAGGCUGAGUGGGAGGCCGAGAAACGAAAGAGGGAAGAACGAGUUAGACAAGAAGAGGAGGAACAGAGGAGGACGGAGGAAGAAGAAGAAAGGAUUAGGGAUUUGAAAAUUCAGUCACAGUCAUAUACACCGGAUAGUGAAGAAGAAAGUGAAGAAGAAUUCUUCCCAAGAAGUUUGAGAAACAAGACUUCUAAUAGGGAAAUUAACUCCAACAGACAACAGAAAAAAGUGGCACCUGUGAUGGUUGAAAGUGACAGUGAGAUCAACUCCAAUGGAAAGAGGAAAUUGGUAGAAAGUGAAGGUGAUAUCAAGUCUAACCGAAAACUGGGAAAAAAAGCACCUGCGAUAGUAGAAAGUGACAGUGACAAAGAAGAUGAGCCAUAUGUGGCACCUGUGAUGGUUGAAAGUGACAGUGAGAUCAACUCCAAUGGAAAGAGGAAAUUGGUAGAAAGUGAUGGUGAUAUCAAGUCUAACCAAAAACUGGGAAAAAAAGCACCUGCGAUAGUAGAAAGUGACAGUGACAAAGAAGAUGAGCCAUAUGUGGCACCUGUGAUGGUUGAAAGUGACAGUGAGAUCAACUCCAAUGGAAAGAGGAAAUUGGUAGAAAGUGAUGGUGAUAUCAAGUCUAAUCGAAAACUGGGAAAAAAGGCACCUGCGAUAGUAGAAAGUGACAGUGACAAAGAAGAUGAGCCAUAUGUAGCUGCAUCAAAUACAAAACCCAACGGACCAAGGAAAUGGGAUUCAUAUUCAUACUGUCUAUAUUGCGGUAAGAAGCAGUCACAGCUUAAACGCCAUCUGUUACGAAAGCACACAGAUGAGUCAAUGGUUGCAGAAGCCCAGGCAACAGUUGAUGAUAACAGAAAAACGCAAAUAUGGUCAAAAAUAAAGAAAUUAGGGGACUUUGAGCACAAUCAAAAGGUACACAUUGGAGAAGCAAUGGAUUUAAAAGUAACAAAGAGGCCUAAAUAUAAAGCGAAAUAUGAUGUGAAUGAUUACGUCCCAUGCUCUUAUUGUUACGGAUAUUACCAUAUUCAUUCCCUGUACAUUCACAGAAAAAAUUGUAAAGCAAAAGAUGGAAGCAAGAACAAUGCAACAAACAAAAACAUGCAUGUGAAAAGUGGUAGAGCUCUUAUACCUAUGAAGCAUAGCACAACAAGUCAAUGUCGCAGAGCAGUUGAUUCAAUGGGUUGCAAUGAUAUAUCACUAAUAAUAAAAAAUGAUCAAGACAUCCUUGGUGUUGGACAGAAUCACUUAGGAAAAAGCAAUUCUGCUAAGAAGGAAGAAACAUGCAGAGAAAAAAUGAGGACAGUCGCAAAAAUUCUACAAGCAGCAAGAAGCAUUGACACAAGUAUUGUAAAUGCGUCAGACAUGCUUACUCCUAGCAAAUUUGAUACUGUAGUUAAGGCUUCUCUUUUUGUAAGCAAAUAUGAUGAAGGCACACAAAAACAUGGGGCAUACUCUACUGCUCUCAAGCUUGGACCAUUUCUUAAAGUCCUGGUGGUGGUUGUCAGGGGCAAGUAUUCCAGACAACAUAUGGAAGACCAUGUGAAGACGGUCAAUGAAUUUGAAAGGUUGCUUGUUGAUGAGUGGAACAUUCAUGUGACUUCCUCUGCACUGCAGCAGCGCACCGAGAAGAAUUGGAAAAACCCUAGGACACUGCCUCUCACACAAGAUGUUGUUAAAUUUAACAAGUAUCUUGCAGAAACAGAGAAAGAAAUAAAGACAGACAUAGAAGAAGCUGGCAUGUCACCAGAUCUAUACAGAGAUUUGGCCAAUGUAACUCUAGCGCAAAUUGUAACAUACAAUAGAAGACGACCUGGGGAAGUAGAAAGAAUGAAAGUAGAUGAAUACAGAGAGCAGAUCACCAAGACUGACAUAUGCCAUGAUGAAAUUUUCAAGACUCUCACAAUGUCAGAGAAGGCAGCAAUGAAUCGGCUGAAGAUGGUAAAGGUCAGAGGCAAGAGAGGAAGGGGAGUUCCAGUCUUUUUGACUGAAAACACAAAACAGAGUGUGGAUAUGAUAAUAGACUACCAUGACCAAAGGCAAAGAGAUGAUGAGCCACGCAGAUACAUAUUCUCUCGAGCAUGUGACACUGCUAGUACUCCGUACAGAGCCUGUGACGCAAUGAAAACACUUACUGAUAAGGCAGAUCUUAUCAAGCCAGAAAAUGUCAGGUGUACACGACUACGGAAACAUAUAGCAACUACGUCCCAGCUGCUGAACUUAAAUGAUCAUGAGUUAGAGCAGUUGGCCAAUAUGAUGGGUCAUGAUGUUCGUAUUCAUCGAGAAUAUUACAGACUUCCGCAAGAUGUCCUGCUGUUGGCAAAGGCUAGCAAACUACUCACAAUAUCUGCAAAAGGUGAAAUGCACAAAUAUGCUGGAAAGUCACUUGAGGAAAUUGAGCGGAGUCCAGACGACACUGUAGAUCUAGAUGAAACCGACCAAACAAUGUCGGGAGACACACAGACUGAAUAUAGUGAUGAAGAGACUGGACCUCGUGAUGUAGACAAGAGCCCUGGAGUAAACGAUGCAGAAACAGUAGUUAGUGACAGUGAAGAGUCUGAAGUCUUUGAAGAGGUAAGCAGACGUACCCAAGCAAAAGUAAAGCGUGUAGGCAGAAAAUACAACAGGUGGACAGAUGAACAGACACAAUAUCUCAAAUCCAGGGAAGAAGUCAAGAAAAUGUUGAAGACUAAAACUGUGCCAGGAAAACUGGUUGGAUUACAAAUCAUACAAAAGAGUAAGGGACUGCUGAAAGACAAGAACUGGAAAGAAGUUAAAUUCAAAGUCCAUACUUUAAACCAACUUGAAAGGAAGAGGUUGCAGAAGAAGGAAAAGAUGUAUGUGAAAAAGUAAGCAGGGUGUUGUGGAUGGACCUCUCCUUUGACAGCUGAAUUAAUUGCGACAUACCUGCAUUUUGUACCAUUUUUUCUUUUUUGUUUGUAUUGAAG
Messenger RNA from Strongylocentrotus purpuratus (purple sea urchin), 3553 nucleotides. RefSeq lists its product as uncharacterized. Gene Ontology annotation, molecular function: protein binding; DNA binding. Bases 57 to 3458 code for a protein of 1133 amino acids. Lineage: Eukaryota; Metazoa; Echinodermata; Echinoidea; Camarodonta; Strongylocentrotidae. Gene Ontology annotation, biological process: DNA integration; DNA recombination. The transcript is spliced from 6 exons. The record is from RefSeq and is a predicted model, not a curated record.